AUGAACUACCCAUACGUCUUUCUUAUCUUCACUGUUGCCUUCUUCCAGAGGUCCCAUGCAAGCUUCGAGCACGCCCACGAAAUUCCCGCAGUUGUCCACUCAGUUCCAGUUGUUGCGUCCAUUCCAGUAGCAGUGCAUGCUCACUACCACCAUCCUAUUGAAGUUGUCCAUCACGCUCAUUCCGUCCAUAGCGGUAAAUACGGACGUCAUCUCAUCGGUGAACCUUUGACUUAUGCACAGGGCAGAAUUGCGUCAUCUCAACAAUUUCAAUGGAACGGUCAAAUAGUUUAG
Messenger RNA from Necator americanus (New World hookworm), 291 nucleotides. RefSeq lists its product as uncharacterized. The transcript has 4 exons. The coding region runs from base 1 to 291 and encodes 96 amino acids. NCBI's taxonomy places the organism in Eukaryota, Metazoa, Nematoda, Chromadorea, Rhabditida, Ancylostomatidae. The record is from RefSeq and is a predicted model, not a curated record.